Molecule: messenger RNA, 1399 nt
Organism: Cuscuta campestris
Lineage: Eukaryota; Viridiplantae; Streptophyta; Magnoliopsida; Solanales; Convolvulaceae
Source: the annotation of a GenBank genome assembly
AUUCCACCCCAGAUUGGCAACCUUUCCAAACUCAUCUAUCUUGACAUGUCAAUCAACUCUUUCACCGGAAAAAUCCCACCGGAAAUUGGCCUUUUAAAGAAUCUCCAGACCCUUCAUAUUGUUGAUAACUCAUUAAGCGGUCAGAUUCCAGGUGAAAUUGGUGAACUGUCGUCUCUUACCGAGCUUGCUUUGUAUAGUAAUAAGCUUGAAGGUUCCAUACCUGCUUCCAUUGGGAACUUGAUAAACUUGAAUUCUCUAUACCUUUAUGAGAAUUCUCUUUCUGGCCACAUUCCCCCGCAGCUCGGGAAACUUUCCAGUCUUUCUCUCAUCUACAUGGACACCAACAAGCUUACAGGUCCCAUCCCACCUGAGCUUGGAAACCUCUCAAAACUCGAGGUGCUAUAUCUUUUCAGAAAUGAAUUGAGUGGCCAGAUUCCCCCUGAACUGGGAAAGCUGAAAUCACUUGUGCAACUCAGCUUCUACUCAAAUCGUCUUACUGGCCCUAUCCCACAGUCUCUCGGUGGCCUACACAACCUCUCGCUGCUUCACCUAUAUGAUAACAACCUUAACGGCUCAAUACCAAAAGAGUUGGGAAAUUUGGAGAACAUCUUGGAUCUUGAAGUGAGUGAGAAUUGGCUCACGGGUCAAAUUCCUCCUUCCUUGGGCUGUUUGAGGAACUUGGAAGGUUUGUAUCUUGGUGAGAACAAUCUUUCCGGUCUCAUUCCACAUGAACUUGGUGGGCUGAAAAAACUAGCAGUCCUUCAAAUGCAUAAAAACCAAUUCUCAGGAAAUUUACCUGACACUCUCUGCCAAAGCGGGGCACUUGAAAAUCUUACUCUGAAUGACAACAAGCUCUCGGGGCCUAUUCCAAGAAGCUUAACGAACUGCAAGAGUCUGAAAAGGGUGCGUUUAGAGAACAACCAGUUCACCGGAAAUAUCUCUGAAUCUUUUGGCAUCUACCCAAACUUGCAAUUUAUGUCCCUUAGCAACAACCAAUUUCACGGCGAGCUCUCUAUGAAGUGGGCAUUUUCCAAGCAGUUGACUAACCUGAUGGUUGAUGGUAACAACCUCACUGGCAUAAUACCGCCAGAGUUAGGUAGUUUGGCUCAACUAGGUGUUGGGAUUCCUCCAAGUCCCACACCGGAUGAGUAGGAGUAAAUGAACCAAAAUAUAUAGGUUCACCCAACCCCAUUAGUAUGAAGCCUUCCCAAAAACAAAUCCGUGAGGGCUUGCCCAGAGCGGACAAUAUCAUACUAAUGCGGGAUUGGGGUGAGGGCACGCGCAGUCCCAAAGAUGUGCAGAGGAGAUCAGAAUACUGCGCCCUCCACAGAUUUAUCGCACAAGAGGCUUGAUCACAUGAUUGAGAGUUGUCAGAGUAUCCUCCCUGAAGGUGACAUUC